AUGAAGCAUGGAAUGGAUUUAAACUGUGAAGGGAAAAGGUUUGUUUGUGAUCAUGUUAGUGAAACAAUUAUCGAAAGGCUUUUAAGGAAUGGAACAAUCCAUCAGCUUUGUGUAUGUCCUACUGACUACAGUGAGGAAAGUAAAAUGAACAAGAAAGAAGAAAGAAAAGACAACACAACUGGUGUAUAUAAAAAAGGUGAGAAAGAUAAUGUAAAUAAUAACAAACCCAUGACAAUUUUCUCCUGCAUUUCAAAAGUAUUAGAGAAGUACAACAAACUUAUAAAAUUUGUAAAUACAAACAAUAUCCUCUAUAAUGAACAACAUGGAUUCAGAAAUAAAUGGUCAAUGAGAGCUACUAUUUAUGAGUGGAUUAAUUCCAUAUUAAGCCUGACAGACAAGAAACAGGAAUCAAUAGAAGUUCUUAUUAAUCUGUCAAAAGCUUUUGACAUAGUGGACCAUAAGCAAAGCAUGAAAAAUAUGGCAUUUGAGAUCUGUGAACACUUAUGA
Molecule: messenger RNA, 507 nt
Organism: Schistocerca americana (American grasshopper)
Lineage: Eukaryota; Metazoa; Arthropoda; Insecta; Orthoptera; Acrididae
Exons: 2
Coding region: 1-507 (168 amino acids)
Source: RefSeq, a predicted model, not a curated record